GUGUUCCCAUUUCAUUUCGUUCAUUCAUUCAAUUUUCGUGUCUCAUCAGCUGGGAGUAGAGCAGACUGUGCUCUCUCUCGCUCUCUCUCUCUCUCUCUCACAUGAAGUAAAGUAGUUUCCAAUCGCCACCGCCAUUAUUGAGCAGAAGCAAUAUCAUCCCUACUCCAGAAGAUGCUACCUCAGUACUCCUCCAGCCUCUAAGCUGCUAGCUAAUAAGCUGAAAUGAAGAUGCAAGACAGUACUGCUGCUGCCUCAUAUCUAAUAAUAUGAUCAUUAUGAUACUCUGUAUAAGUUCUUUGUGAUCUGCGAUCUCCUCCCUGCCUCUUAAGUCGUAUUAAUCUGCAUCUCUUCCCCUUCUUAUGUUGAUAUCUUGGUUAGGGCUUUCUUGGUCGUUUUUGUUUUCCUACAAAUUUCUGUUUCGAUAUUCAUACAUACAUGCUGUUGUUCCCUAUAUGUUUAUUUGUCAGUUAAUUUCCCUCUUAGUCAUAGCUUGAGUCUGCAUAUUACUCAUUCUUUCACCAAUCACUGCUAUGUAGGAUGGAAUUUCUCGACUAGCACUUUUCUUUCUUAGUUUUAAAAGAGUGGUUUCUCAAUUUUGACAUACCAGUUUGAAGUUCAAUUUGAAGUUUGCUACUACUAUUCCUGAGCUCAUUGUCCAGCUAGCAUUCUCUGAGAACAAAGAGAUUUGUUUUGAGGUUAAUUUGAUAUUAGAAAAUCCACCCACCAUGAAUGGAGUUUGGUUUCUGGUCUUGACAGUUCUUUGCAAUGGCAUUUUCCCAAUUGGGUUUGCUGCAAAUGUCACUAAAAGACCCGACAACGUGAACAUUGGGGCUAUUGUGUAUGCCAAAUCCUUCGUUGGCAGAGUUGCAAAAGUUGCAAUAGAAGCUGCAGUUGAAGAUGUGAAUUCCAAUCCAGUUGUUCUCAGUGGAACCAAGCUGAAUCUCACAAUUCAUGACUCCAAUUAUAGCAAUUUUCUGGGCAUGGUUGAGGCUAUACAGUUCAUGGAAGGUGAAACCAUGGCCAUAAUUGGCCCUCCAACUUCUGUGUCAGCUCAUGUUGUUUCUCAUAUGGCAAAUGAGCUUCAAGUCCCCAUGUUAUCAUUUGCAGCCACAGACCCAACCCUUCUUUCCCUUCAGUAUCCAUUCUUCGUCAUGACAGCACACAGUGAUCUGUAUCAGAUGACUGCAAUUGCAGAGAUCAUUGACUACUACGGAUGGAGAGAAGUCAUUGCAAUAUAUGUCGAUGACGAUCAUGGGAGAAAUGGGAUUGCUGCAUUAGGGGAUGAACUUGCCAAGAGACGGUGUACAAUCUCUUAUAAAGCAGCCAUGAACACAGAACCAACUCGAGAUGACAUCUCAGAUGUACUGGUUAAGGUUGCCUUAAUGGAGUCUCGAAUUUUCGUUCUUCACACAUAUCCAAAUCGAGGUCUAGAUGUGCUUAAAGUGGCACAAUAUCUCCAGAUGAUGGAAAGUGGGUAUGUGUGGAUAGCUACCAGUUGGCUUUCUACUGUCCUAGACACUAAUUUUCCCCUUCCUGCAGAGGAUAUGGACAAUAUUCAAGGAGUUCUUACAUUGCGCAUGUACACACCAGAUUCGGAGCUAAAAAGUAAUUUUGUUUCCAGGUGGGACAAUUUAAUUAGUGGGAAGAAGACAGUUAACAGCUCAUUUGGGUUGAAUUCUUAUGGUCUCUAUGCUUAUGACACCGUCUGGUUACUUGCUCAUGCAAUUGAUCAGUUUUUCAAUCGGGGGGGAAACAUGUCAUUUGCAAAUGAUUCUAAGCUAACUGGAAUCCAAAGUGGGGGUUUGCAUCUUGAUGCUAUGAGUAUCUUUAAUGGAGGGAACCUGCUGCUUCAGAGCAUUUUACAGGUCAAUAUGACCGGCAUAACAGGCCCAGUAAAGUUUACUUCAGACAGGUCCCUCAUUCAUCCUGCAUUUGAAGUCAUUAAUGUGAUAGGCAAUGCAUUUAGAAGGAUUGGAUACUGGUCUAAUUAUUCAGGCCUAUCCAAAACACGUCCAGAAGGGCUCUACACAAAACCGCCUAACCGUUCAAGUUCAAAUCAAGAACUAUUCAGCGUAAUCUGGCCUGGACAAACAACACAGAAGCCUAGGGGGUGGGUUUUCCCAAACAAUGGAAGACAUUUGAAAAUUGGAGUCCCUGAGAGAGUUAGUUAUCUUGACUUUGUCUCAAGAGUUGAAGGCACCGACACAUUCAAAGGGUACUGCAUUGAUGUGUUUAUAUCCGCUCUGAACUUGUUGCCGUAUGCAGUUCCAUACAAAUUAGUUCCUUUUGGGGAUGGUCGUAAUAACCCAGAUUGCACUGAACUUGUGCGCUCAAUCACUACGGGUGACUAUGAUGCUGCAAUAGGUGAUAUUGCAAUCACAACUGAGAGAACAAGGAUGGUGGAUUUUACACAGCCAUAUAUUGAAUCUGGACUGGUCGUUGUGGCCCGAGUUGGGAAGUCAAAUUCUGAUUCAUGGGCUUUUUUGAAGCCAUUUACUCCAAAGAUGUGGUUUGUCACAGGCAUUUCUUUCAUUAUCGUGGGAGCAGUUGUUUGGAUUUUGGAGCAUAGGAUGAAUGACGAUUUCCGAGGCCCUCCAAGAAAACAAGUCAUCACUGCUUUAUGGUUUAGCUUUUCAACAUUAUUCUUUGCCCAUCGAGAAAAUACUGUCAGCACCCUCGGUCGCCUAGUGCUGAUCAUGUGGUUGUUUGUUGUUUUGAUAAUCAAUUCUAGCUACACUGCAAAUUUGACAUCAAUCCUGACAGUGCAACAACUUUCUUCACCCAUUAAAGGGAUCGAAAGUUUGAUCUCCAGCAAAGUCCCCAUUGGCUAUCAACAGGGCUCUUUUGUGCGAGACUAUCUAAGCAACGAACUCAAUAUUCACAAGUCUAGACUUGUUCCUCUUAAGUCUGCAGAAGACUUUGCAAAAGCCUUGAAAGAUGGUCCUAACAAUGGUGGUGUUGCUGCAGUGGUUGAUCAGCGUGCAUAUUUAGAAUUCUUCCUCUCCACCAGAUGUGAAUUCAGUAUUAUAGGUCAGGAGUUCACCAAAAAUGGGUGGGGAUUUGCCUUUCCACGAGACUCACCUUUAGCGAUUGACAUGUCAACUGCCAUUCUGAAACUGUCAGAGAAUGGGGAUCUCCAAAGGAUUCAUGAUAAAUGGCUGAAGAGCAGUGCUUGCACUUCACAAGGCACAAAGCUUACAGUGGACAGGCUUCAGCUCAGAAGCUUUUGGGGUCUCUUCCUGCUAUGUGGAGUAGCUUGCUUGUUGGCUCUACUUGUGUAUCUCAUAUUGACGGUUCGCCAGUACAGUCAACGCUACUCCGAGAAGUCCGAGCUUUCUGAUCAAAGCUCACGAUCUGCACGAAGUCUUCAAAGAUUCCUCUCCUUUGUCGAUGAGAAGGAGGAGGACGUAAAAAGCCGUUCCAAGAGAAGGCAAACAGAGAAAGGAUCGAUUAGAAACAAUAGCCAAGAUGAAUCUAGAAAGACAGAGAAUGAAAAAUGUUCAAAUAGGAAUGUUGGAAUGGAAGAUGAAAUCUAAUUAGAGCACCUUCCUGCAUUCAUCCACAGCAACAUUGCUCAUUUUCUUGUAGUUAUUCCAAGCAGCGUCUCACACUAUCUGGUUUUGUAAUAUUGUGAUUGUAAACUGUAAUUAUGUUGGUCUGCCAGGCAUUAUACAGAACUGUUUGAUUUUUUAAUGUAAGGUAAUGACAUCUUAAUGAUCUAGGUGAGAAUAUGAGAACAUUCUCUUUUUUU
Messenger RNA from Malania oleifera, 3751 nucleotides. RefSeq names its product glutamate receptor 3.6-like. Gene Ontology annotation, molecular function: glutamate-gated receptor activity; G protein-coupled receptor activity. NCBI's taxonomy places the organism in Eukaryota, Viridiplantae, Streptophyta, Magnoliopsida, Santalales, Ximeniaceae. Gene Ontology annotation, biological process: G protein-coupled receptor signaling pathway. The coding region runs from base 726 to 3536 and encodes 936 amino acids. The transcript has 7 exons. Gene Ontology annotation, cellular component: plasma membrane. The record is from RefSeq and is a predicted model, not a curated record.